GGCGUCUGAGUGGACAGUCAGUGUGAGGAGAGAGACUCGGGGUGGAUCCGCAUGAAGCCGUCCUCCUUGCUACAUCAGCGACUGUACCAUAAUGUCCAAACCGAAGUUUCAGACAGAAUGGGAGGAAAUCGACGAGGAAUACCAACAACUACAGGAAACCCACAAAAUAUACAGACAAAAACUGGAGGAGCUCACUAAUCUUCAGGGGACGUGCAGCAGCUCGAUCAGUAAACAGAGAAAAUGCCUCAAGGAUCUACGGUUCAGCUUGACCAAGUGUGCACAAGCAUGUGACGAGAAAGACUUGGAACUUAUAACGGACAUCAAGAGUCAAAUCAAAGAAAAGGAAAAUGUGUUCUUUGAUAUGGAAGCGUAUUUACCAAAGAAAAACGGGCUCUACCUGAAUUUGGUCCUGGGUAAUGUGAACGUUACUCUUCUCAGCAACCAGGCAAAAUUUGCCUACAAAGACGAGUAUGAGAAAUUUAAGCUUUAUAUGACAAUAAUCCUCAUGUUCGGAGCAAUAACCUGCCUCUUCUUUCUCAACUGUCGAGUCACUGAUGAAAUCUUCAACUUUUUGCUGGUGUGGUACUACUGCACACUGACUAUAAGGGAGAGCAUCCUCAUGAGUAACGGCUCCAGGAUCAAAGGUUGGUGGGUGUCUCACCAUUACGUAUCAACCUUUCUGUCAGGUGUGAUGCUCACCUGGCCAGAAGGGCCCAUGUAUCAGAUGUUCAGAAGCCAGUUCCUCGCUUUCUCCAUAUAUCAAAGCUUUGUUCAGUUCCUGCAGUAUUACUACCAGAGCGGCUGCUUGUACAGGCUGCGAGCUUUAGGAGAGAGAAAUCAGCUGGACCUCACAGUGGAGGGAUUUCAGUCCUGGAUGUGGAGAGGCCUCACGUUUCUUUUGCCAUUUCUCUUUUUUGGCCAUUUUUGGCAGCUUUACAACUCAGUGACCCUGUUUCGCUUGGCAGGACAUGAGGACUGUAAGGAGUGGCAGGUAUUUAUGUUGGCGCUGACGUUUCUUGUUCUAUUCCUGGGAAAUUUUCUCACCACAUUGAAAGUUGUCCGACAAAAAGUUCAGAAAAACCAGGACAAAGUACAAAAAAAGGACUGAGAACAAAGCUCAGCGACACACCUCAGAUUCUGCGACCGGCCAGUAUUUUUCAAGCAACACGCACAAUCGCUUCACAGACUGACCACGGUACGAUCAGGCGGGGAGAAGACGAAACCGCUCUUCCUCUCAGGCUUUGACGACAGCAGCAGCGUCCAGCCAAAGUAUCCUGCCAGCAGGCUUUUUUGCUUCCAAUGACCUGUCGUCGAUGUUGCCGAACAGUCUGUCACAACACAAAGUUGUGUUCACGUGCAAAUGAACAGUUUGUUGCUUUCUCCUGUACUUAGUGGGAAGGAUGUGUUUUAUUUUGGGUGUUUGUGUCAGUGCAUGAGUCCAUCAGAGAGCGUUUAUUCAAAUCAUGUGCAACUAAAAGAGGGAGAGAGGGAACAGACCAGGACUUAGUUUGCCUUUGAAGACCUAAAGUCUGUCGUGUUCAUACUUCAUACUUUUUUGAAGUAGUGAUGGUCAAACUGUCUUUGGCUUGAACAAAGCUGGUCAACUUGGCACUGCACUUACACAGCUUUUUAUUGGUCCUCAUUUUCCUCUUGUGCCAUUUCACUGCUAAACAGUAUUUUUAAAGACGUACAGAAAAUGUCCCAAACUUUAGUAAUCAUAAAUCUGCCCAAAAAAACGAAAAAAAAUCAGGAAAAAAAAAACACUUGAUGUAGAUGUUGUUUGUCUGGAGCUCUAUUUUAUUGUUUACUAGUUCUGUGAAAGAGUGAGGACUACAAGGGAAUGCAACACAGAUGAUCCAUUCAGGCAGCGGUUAUUAAAGCCAUAACUCUUUUUUAGUAAGAUCUCAACUGUUUUACAAAACUAGCUGUCUCCAGUGAGGAUUAUCUGAGCGGUUACACUCGUCUGCUCUCACAUACAAAAAUAAUGCUAACUAGUUAAAAGGACUCAAAGGUUUAUGAAGUUUCACGGUUAAGACUUGGUAUGAGCGGGUCAAACAUUUUAUUACAAAGCUAAGAUAUGAGGUGUUCAAAGUCCAGUCAUGGAAGUAGGAUUCUUCUGGUGGUAGUUUCCCACUCAUUACAUGAUGUUGCAGAAAUGAUUAAAGGCUGCUAUUGCUUCUGGUACUGUGAGAAGAGGAGACAAGAUCAUGGGAACAACAUGCUGGAUUGUUUUUUUCUAAUUCAAAUCAACCCAGUAAAAGAUAUCACUAUGAAUAAACUCACGGUCAAAUCUUAAACUGAAGCUCUCGUUCACUGUAGGGUUGUCCGGUUUGUGUUUCAGUUUACAAAAGGGUUUUGUUUUUUGUGUGUCUGUUUGUUUGUUUUGUGUUUGUUUGUUUUGAUAAGAUUCAGAUCAGUAAAACAAAACUUCUAUAUUUUUGUGAGGUCUCUAAUGCCUUAUUGUUCCUUCAGCCCAUCGGGGGGGAAAAUGUCCUUUUGAAGCUCCUGUUGGGAACCUUUGGUGUGUGUCAACAAAGAUGUACAUCUGAUCUCUCUUCCGAUUCUGUCCUGUACAUGCCAAGGCAGCAUUUUUGACUAAAAACCCCAUCCUGCUUUCUUUAAACACUGAAAUGUAUCACUCACUGUGAAUAUUUGCUUUUGACACCUGACUCACCCCUCACAGCUGUUACAGGCAUUAAAAAAAACCUCCUAACUAAAAACUGCCAUAUGCUUUUGUUGGUCAUGAAGGAGCAUCACUCUGUUUCACAACCACUUAAAAACUCCUCACAAUGGCUUUAAAGGGCAUAAGACAGUGGCAUUACAUUCAUUUCUGUCAUAUCCCACGAAGCAAUCGUGCUGCGGCGAAUCAGUUUUCAUUUUUAUUGAGAGGGAAAUGAAGCAUGUGGAGUUAAAAAUGAACCAAAAUGUUACAUUCAGUACCAGAGCUGCCAGAGUGCUCAAAAGCAAUGUUCUUUUUUCUAGUUUUUAACAAUGUAGCUGAUGCUAAAACAAAAAAUGGAUCAAUUCAACUCUGUAACUGGUGCCUGAGUUUGAUCAGUAACCGAGACAUUUGGUAAUUUGUGUACAUUGUUGUAAAAAAAAAAAAUCAUUGGUGAUAAUUAAACACUAAAUUAAAAAACC
This is a messenger RNA of Notolabrus celidotus (New Zealand spotty), 3141 nucleotides long. RefSeq names its product transmembrane protein 120B (gene tmem120b). The transcript is spliced from 12 exons. NCBI's taxonomy places the organism in Eukaryota, Metazoa, Chordata, Actinopteri, Labriformes, Labridae. Gene Ontology annotation, cellular component: membrane. The record is from RefSeq and is a predicted model, not a curated record. The coding region runs from base 92 to 1108 and encodes 338 amino acids. Gene Ontology annotation, biological process: fat cell differentiation.